Arabidopsis lyrata subsp. lyrata is the source of this 1628-nucleotide messenger RNA. RefSeq names its product putative RING-type E3 ubiquitin transferase C3H69. Bases 252 to 1445 code for a protein of 397 amino acids. Gene Ontology annotation, molecular function: metal ion binding; ubiquitin protein ligase activity. The transcript has 5 exons. NCBI's taxonomy places the organism in Eukaryota, Viridiplantae, Streptophyta, Magnoliopsida, Brassicales, Brassicaceae. Gene Ontology annotation, biological process: protein polyubiquitination. The record is from RefSeq and is a predicted model, not a curated record.
CCCAUCUCAAAGCCUCACUAUCUGUCUUAUUUAAUAACAACCCUCCAGCGAGUUAUGCUUUUUACUGACUAAUUAAAAUCUUCGGAUAAGCCCCAAACUUUAUCAUAUUUGCAUGUACACCCCCGGAUUCCCAAUAAGCUGGUGCGACGACUCUCAGCCGCGAAACCCUAAACAUUCAUCUUUUUUUAUUCCCAGGAGAGAUAUUCAUUCAUAAUCAGUAUCAGCCCCCCGAUUCCUUCUCUCGAUCGCCGAUGUCGAAAAGAAUCCUUUGUAAAUUCUUUGCUCACGGUGCAUGCUUGAAAGGGGAGCACUGUGAAUUUUCGCAUGACUGGAAGGAUCCUACAAAUAAUAUUUGCACCUACUACCAGAGAGGAAUCUGCUCUUAUGGAAGUCGAUGCAGGUACGAACAUGUCAAAGCUUCUCGGCCCCAUCCAUCGGCUUCAUCUUCGUCCCCUGUGCCUCUGUCAUCUCCUGCUUCAGCUUCCAAUCCUCUUGCCCGUGUUUUUCUUCCUGGUGUAUCUGAAAGAGAUUUGAGCCCAGUUCCCUCUUCAUGUUUAAAACCAACGUGGAAUUUGGAUUCUUUUCACCAGGAUUCCUUAGACUCCUUAGACGAGGUCAACACUUUUAACCCCGGUACAGUCAAACCUGAAGAACAACCCAUUUGCUCAUUUGCUGCAGCUGGUGAUUGCCCACGUGGGGAUGAAUGCCCUCACAUCCAUGGAAAUAUUUGCCCAACUUGUGGGAAAUGUUGCUUGCAUCCUUUCAGACCCGAGGAGAGAGAGGAGCACAAGAAAGUAUGUGAAAAAAAGCAGAAGCAGCUUGAAGCAUUAAAAAUUAGUCAAGAGAUCGAGUGUUGUGUCUGUUUGGAACGUGUAUUGUCUAAGGCAACUCCAGCUGAACGGAAGUUCGGGUUACUCACUGAAUGUGAUCAUGCUUUCUGCAUAGCAUGUAUCAGGAAUUGGCGGAGCAGUUCUCCUUCCACUGGGAUGGAUGUCAAUAGCACACUACGGGCUUGCCCCAUAUGCCGCAAGUUAUCUUAUUUUGUUGUUCCUAGUGUGAUCUGGUUUUCAGCUCCAGAAGAGAAAAAAGAAAUUAUGGAUAACUACAGGGAAAAGCUCAGGUCAAUCGAUUGUAAACACUUCAGUUUUGGAGAUGGGAAUUGUCCGUUCGGGACAAGUUGCUUCUACAAGCACACAGUGAAGCCAGGUUCAUAUGCAUGGAAAUACCACAGGCUACCUCCGAGGCGUUCUCGUCCCUCUGGAACUAACUUCUCAGACGUGGAUACACUUGUAAAUAUGAUCGGGAAUAUAAUUUCAGAAGGCGAAUAUGGUCCUAUUGGGUUUGAAGAUACGGACGAUGAUGAACUGACUACAACGGAUAUGAUGAUGUUACUGAUGCACAUGGAUAUAGAAUCUGAGGACUCGUCCAAUGAGGAUAGCUAUUAGCUACUCAUAUCAAAGUUAGUUAACUAAAGCGAGAGUCUUAGGUUAUAUAGCUAUAAUAUGGUGUUGGGAGGUUGUGGUAGUUUUUGUCUUUUGGGUGAAGUAUAAUUUGACUAUUUUCCUCUUGGAAUGUAUAUUUGAUGGUGUUAUGCACCUCUAAAAUUCAAAGGGGGGUUGUGGGUGUGA